AUGGGUGCACAAGAAAGCAAGCGAUGGUCAGAACUGGUUCCAGAAACACCUCAAGCUGAAGAUAAACGUCUUACAAGACUUCAAAUCCCCGAUCCGCGGUCCCCGUUUUCUGAAGUACAGCGAACUCCGAUUCAAUUGGAAUGCUACGAAGAAUCACCCCAGAACCGAGAACUGAACGUUGUGGAUCCAAGAUCGCCGAGUUUUCUAAUAGAUCGCACUCCUAUUACUGUUGCCGUUGGACAGGAAGUAGCACAAUCAAAAGAAAAAUUUGAAGUCGCUGUACAGGAGGAAGAGGGAAAAUCGACCGAUCAUGAUGAGGUCACAGAAAGCCAGAACGAAGAACACAACGAUGAGGCCGCUUUCGAAGAGCCGCCCUCACCAGACAUCCAACACAUUAAUAGACUCCUCAGCGAGACCUCUGUUUCUCCUGUUUCACCAGGAGCUCCACUCUCUAAGAAAGAUAAAGCGCGAUUGCUAAAGAAAACCACAAGCCCGAACGACUUUAAGAGAAAGCGAAGGCUCUCAGAACGUCGUCCUUCCGUCCCUCAAAAGCUGUUCUCAGACAAGGUUGCUCCCGCCCCACGAUCUCCCCUUGCUCAGAGAAAUUCAGUUAUUUUGACUGAAGCAGUAAAGAAAGGAAACAGGGUUUCAUUCCGCGCACAGAAAACCAAGAGACUGAGCUUACAAGAUGGACUUUAUUCUGGAAAAGAAAAUUCUACAGCACCACUUAUGAAUUUGUAG
Molecule: messenger RNA, 741 nt
Organism: Porites evermanni
Lineage: Eukaryota; Metazoa; Cnidaria; Anthozoa; Scleractinia; Poritidae
Source: the annotation of a GenBank genome assembly